Messenger RNA from Bipolaris zeicola 26-R-13, 933 nucleotides. RefSeq lists its product as uncharacterized. The record is from RefSeq and is a predicted model, not a curated record. The transcript has a single exon. NCBI's taxonomy places the organism in Eukaryota, Fungi, Ascomycota, Dothideomycetes, Pleosporales, Pleosporaceae. Bases 1 to 933 code for a protein of 310 amino acids.
AUGCCUUCCUUCACCCUCUUCCCAAAGCUCCCAAAGGAGCUCCGCGAGCAAAUCUGGCUGAAAAGCCUCCCCACCACCAGCACCGUCGAGUUCAACGAAGCAGAAUUCGACGUCACUUCCAUCUCUCCUCCACUCCCCCAUCUCCUCACCUCAAAGGAAAUGCAGGCCACAGCGCUCUCCUCUCUCUCUCCAACCCCUUACCCCAUAUGGGGUCCGUCAGACUGGGAAACCCUCCUGCUCGACGGCGAAAAGAUGACUUCACAAGUCAUCAUUCACGCAUCAAAAUCCGCUUCAUUAACUAUCACAUGGACGGACGUUUGGAGCGUGCUGGGAGAUGCGCUGCUGGCGGCGCGGUCGCUUCAUUUUGUGUGUCGGGAGCCGGAGCGGUUGGCUCGGCUGUUUAUGCUAGAGGAGAAGGAGUGGCUUGGUGUGGGCCAGGCGUGUAAUGAAAGGGGGUUGUUUAUGAAUGAAGAGAGUGUCGCCGGGGAGAGGGCGACGAGAGAGGCGUUGUGGAAGGGGGUGACAGUCACUGCUAGUAAGCAUACUGUGGAGGAGGUUGAAGCGGGGUUGGGAAGAGGUGAGGUACAUGUGUGGAAGUUGGGAGAGGAGAGGUUUUCGAGGGGGUUUGGGGAGAAGAGUGAGGUGGUGACGACGAGGGGGUUUGAGAGGGUGGAGGUGGAGGGGGCCGAAGGGGCCUCGGUGGCGCAGCUUCAUCAUGCCGCGAAGGCUUUUGAGCCACGCGGUGGAAUGGAGUUGGAGGAGGGAGAGGAGGAGGAGGCGAUGCCGAGGUCAGUAGAACUGACUGAGGACGCAAUCGCGAGGCACUUGGAGGAGUGCGAGAGGAUUUGGCCCCCAGAGCCAAAGGAUCCUGGGAUGGAGGAAGGGAGCAUAUCAUAUCCCGAUAAUGCUGCCGUUGAGAAGUGGCUUGGAUAG